UCAAGAUCAUCUAAGGUCUGAUAAGACAAAAGAAAUGCCAACAUGCCGUCUCAAAGGUCAGAAAAGUAAGUGUUUCAAAAGUAAGAUUCAACCAAAGUGAUUUUUGAUUGUUGUAGAUAUUGGUUUCACAUCAGCUGGUUUUUACAGUCAGCUGAUUUUAAUUUACUAUCAGCUGUUAUCAUGUACCAACAAGUGAGUGUAGUAGUGUCAAUGGCUGUUGUGUGUGUUUGUGAGCUACAUUUAAGUCAUGGGAAUAUUUCUUCAGGAGACCUUCUUGAUGCCUCUGAUUACUCGGAACCAAUUGAGCCUGUAGCUGAAGAUGCCCCCAGCUGGAUCAGACAUGAUAGUUUCCAACACACGUCUGUCUAUGUGGAUAUACGGUAUGGGGACCAGGAUGUUAUACAGGAAGUCUCAAAAGAUAAACUGCUCAUGCAGAAGAAGCCUGUUCCCAACAGUGACAUGAAUGAGAUAUGGUACAUCCCCUACGAGGACAGAGACUUGCAGCUGUUCUUUGCCAAGGUGUUGGACCUUGACCCGGAUAAUCUUACAAUCGAACAUGUGGCGGUUUUCAGAGCUGAGAGUGCAAUAAAGAAGAUCCUGAUCAAACGAAUGCAGAUUAGUGAUGAGCAAAUUGUGGAAAGAUUAAAAGCUGCUUUACAAAACAACUAAAUUUGAAGCGUAAAACUGCAUUUGUGUAUAUCCUCAUUUAUAAAAGUUUUAAUUUUAUUUUACUUACAGAGAAAUUUUUGCUCUCAACAAUUUUUCUGUACACAGGGUAUCAAAAAGUGUAUCCUUUGCAUUUUUUGUAAGUAUGCUGGUUUUCUCGCCAUUUCAAUUUC
Messenger RNA from Macrosteles quadrilineatus (aster leafhopper), 839 nucleotides. RefSeq lists its product as uncharacterized. The record is from RefSeq and is a predicted model, not a curated record. NCBI's taxonomy places the organism in Eukaryota, Metazoa, Arthropoda, Insecta, Hemiptera, Cicadellidae. The coding region runs from base 181 to 669 and encodes 162 amino acids. The transcript has 4 exons.